This is a messenger RNA of Ananas comosus (pineapple), 2202 nucleotides long. RefSeq names its product eukaryotic translation initiation factor 3 subunit D. The transcript is spliced from 2 exons. Gene Ontology annotation, biological process: translational initiation. Bases 124 to 1989 code for a protein of 621 amino acids. Gene Ontology annotation, molecular function: translation initiation factor activity. Gene Ontology annotation, cellular component: cytoplasm; eukaryotic translation initiation factor 3 complex. The record is from RefSeq and is a predicted model, not a curated record. NCBI's taxonomy places the organism in Eukaryota, Viridiplantae, Streptophyta, Magnoliopsida, Poales, Bromeliaceae.
AUCUACGACUGGACGCUUUCCGCUGCUUCGAUCAUAAAAACCCUAGCCGCGUCCUCCCAUCAUCUCCUUCCUCCUCUCUCGCAGCUCCUCGCCGAAACCCUAGCCUUCUUUUUCCUUCCCCCGAUGGGCUUCGACGUGGGGGUCGUCCCCUUCAACCCUGACGGCUGGGGCCCGCCGGACGCCCCGGCGGUGCCGCCCCUCCUACCGCCGGGCUCCGGCGGCGGCGGAGCGAGCACCGCCCAGCCGGCGCACGUCCCCUUCGCCCCGUUCUCCCGGUCGGAGAAGGUGGGGCGCAUCGCGGAUUGGACGCGGCACGCGGCGUUCUCGAACCAGGGCAAGCCCCGCGGCGACUCGACCGUGUUCGACUUCGCCCUGGACGAGUCGUCGUCGGCCCUGGCCCUGGCGUCCGCCGACGACGACUCGUCCUUCCGGCUCGUGGACGCGAAGCCCCCCCCGCGCCCCAAGUUCGGCCCCCGCUGGCGGUUCCACCAGCGCCCGCAGCUCCCGCAGCGCCGCGACGAGGAGGUCGAGGCCCGGCGCCGCGACGCCGACCGCGACCGCGCCCGCCGCGACCGCCUCUACCACCAGCUCCACCCGCACCGCUCCUCCCACCCCCACCACUACCACCACCGCGGCGGUGGCGCCUCCGGCGGAGCCCCCGGCGGCGCCUCCCGGGACUCCCCCCUGCUGAAGUCGUCCGUGGACAUACAGCCCGAGUGGACGAUGCUGGAGCAGAUCCCCUUCUCCACCUUCUCCAAGCUCUCCUUCUCGGUGGCCGACCCCCCCGACGACCUCCUGGUGUGCGGCGCCCUGGAGUUCUACGACCGCUCGUUCGACCGGCUGAACCCGAAGAACGAGCGCCGGCUGGAGCGCUUCAAGUCGCGCAACUUCUUCAAGGUGACGACCACCGACGACCCCGUGAUCCGCCGGCUGGCCGCCGACGACAAGGCGACCGUGUUCGCGACCGACGCCAUCCUGGCCGCCCUGAUGUGCGCCCCCCGCUCCGUCUACUCGUGGGACAUCGUCGUCCAGCGCGUCGGCAACAAGCUCUUCCUCGACAAGCGCGACGGCUCCCAGCUCGACCUCCUCACCGUCAACGAGACCGCCUCCGAGCCCCUCCCCGACGCCAAGGAGGACAUCAACUCCCCCCACUCCCUCGCCGUCGAGGCCACCUACAUCAACCAGAACUUCUCCCAGCAGGUCCUCGUCCGCGACGGCAACAAGCUCACCUUCGACGAGCCCAACCCCUUCGCCGCCGACAACGAGGACGUCGCCUCCGUCGCCUACCGCUACCGCCGCUGGAAGCUCGACGACGACACCUACCUCAUCGCCCGCUGCGAGGUCCACGCCGUCUCCGACGUCAAGGGCCAGCGCUCCUUCAUGACCCUCAACGCGCUCAACGAGUUCGACCCCAAGUACUCGGGCGUCGACUGGCGCCAGAAGCUCGAGACCCAGCGCGGCGCCGUCCUCGCCACCGAGCUCAAGAACAACGCCAACAAGCUCGCGCGCUGGACCGCCCAGGCCCUGCUCGCCAGCGCCGACCUCAUGAAGGUCGGCUACGUCUCGCGCGUCCACCCGCGGGACCACUUCAACCACGUUAUUCUCGGCGUCUUCGGCUACAAGCCCAGGGAUUUCGCCGCGCAGAUCAACCUCAACACCUCUAACAUGUGGGGGAUCGUGAAGUCCAUUGUGGACUUGUGCAUGAAGCUCGGCGAGGGCAAGUACGUGCUCGUGAAGGAUCCGAUUAAGCCGCAGGUCAGGAUCUAUGAGGUGCCCGCCGAUGCUUUCGAGAACGACUAUGUGGAGGAGCCGCUGCCGGAGGAGGAGCAGGUGCAGCCGCCGGCGGAGGACGAGGUGGACGAAACCGCAGAUAUUAUGGAUGCGGCCGCCGAAGCCGAGGCCAAUGCUGCUGCUGCUGCCGCCCCUACCUCCCCUGCCGCAGAGGGAGGAGCCGACGCAGAGAAGGAUGCUAGUUCUCCGGCUUCUUGAAGGGAUUAUCACUACUAUAGUAGGCUUCUGCUGUCGGUAUGUUGGCUUUUUAAGAACUGCCUUUUUCUUUCUUAUUUAUCAUGCUUGGUUGCUGAGUGUAGACUUUUAUGAAAAUGGCUCUCUUUUUUUUUUAAUCAGGGUAGAUUUUGAUUACAUUAUUGGCUACAGGAGAUUGAAUAAUCACAUAUGGUUUCUCUCUCUAAUUUUUACGCA